Molecule: messenger RNA, 1190 nt
Organism: Cuculus canorus (common cuckoo)
Lineage: Eukaryota; Metazoa; Chordata; Aves; Cuculiformes; Cuculidae
Product: zinc finger protein 517-like
Exons: 4
Coding region: 278-925 (215 amino acids)
Biological process (GO): regulation of DNA-templated transcription
Source: RefSeq, a predicted model, not a curated record
GGGCGGAACUCCGGAGUCCCGGAGAGCGCCCCCUUUCUGGCCGCGCCCCGUUCCUCGUCCCGGGAGCCGCAGGGCUCGAGGUGGCUUCGGGCAGCGCGCGGGGCUCAUCCGGAGCGUUCCCGGCGAGAGGCAGCGGCGCUCCGGGCUGCUCCGGCGAACGGGGGAGGGUCGGGCCCGGUCGGGGCGGCCCCGGCGCUGCCGAUCCCCCCGACUGCCGGCGCUGCUCUGCCCGGGCCGAGCGUGUGCGGAGCCGCAGCCCCGGGCCGGGCCCGGCGGGAUGGCGGGGCCGUUCGAGGAGGUGGCCGUCUACUUCUCCCGCCAGGAGUGGGCAGAGCUGGCGGGCUGGCAGCGGCGGCUCUACCGGGAGGUGAUGCUGGACACCUACGGAAUGCUCGCCUCGUUGGGUGGGGCCGCUGUCAAGCCUGAGAUCAUCUGCAAGCUGGAGCGAGGAGAGAUGCUGUGUGUGCCAGACCCCCCUGGGUUGCAGCGAGGGCAUCGGAGCCCUGUGCCAGGAGGGUUCCAGGGUUCUGCGAGAGGGAUGAGGGGUUCCAGCGUCUCUGCCCCCUUGGCCUCAGAUGCUCCGGUCCCUGGUGCUGCCUGUGAGAUCUGUCUGCUAUGCCUGUGGCAGCCUGGUGGGAGCCAGGUGAACCCGUCACGGCAGUCCCGACCUCACCCUGUCCCAGUCCCUCAGCUGGUGGAGAAGACCUCCCCCACGUGCCCCAAGUGUGACAAGAGCUUCAGGGAUCAGACUGCACUGGCCGCCCACGAACGAUGCCACACAGGCGAGAGGCCCUUCACGUGUGCCAACUGUGGCAAGAGCUUCAGCCAGAAGGGCUCCCUGAUCACCUACCAGCGCUUCCCCACGGGCGAGCGUCCCUUUGCCUGCACCAUCUGCGACAAACCUUCCACCAGAAGGUGCACCUGAUCACCCACCAGAGCAUCCACACAGGUGAGAAGCCCUUCACGUGCCUUGAGUGUGACAAGAGCUUCAGACAAGAGCAUCCAGGCUAGCGAGAAGCCCUAGAAAUGUGGUGAGUGUGACAAGACCUACAGGCAGAGGCAGAACUGGAAUAAUCAACACUGGGUGCAGUGGGACCUGUGGGCAGCUGUAGGGUGAUGACAGGAUAGGAGGUGUCCUUCUCGGGAGUGAAAAGUGAUGGUGAACUCAGCGGGCACUGCGGAGAAUCAUA